This is a messenger RNA of Camponotus floridanus (Florida carpenter ant), 1451 nucleotides long. RefSeq names its product odorant receptor 9a-like. Gene Ontology annotation, cellular component: plasma membrane. Gene Ontology annotation, molecular function: olfactory receptor activity; odorant binding. The transcript is spliced from 9 exons. Gene Ontology annotation, biological process: detection of chemical stimulus involved in sensory perception of smell; sensory perception of smell. NCBI's taxonomy places the organism in Eukaryota, Metazoa, Arthropoda, Insecta, Hymenoptera, Formicidae. The record is from RefSeq and is a predicted model, not a curated record. The coding region runs from base 159 to 1328 and encodes 389 amino acids.
GAUUAAAAUAAUUUCGUGAUGUAGUCGACACAUUUAUAAACAGAAUUAUUAAAGGCAAUUAUCUUAUGAUGUAUGUACGAGCGAAAUAAUGAAAGUGCUGUGCAUGUCCUUUCUGAAUAUAUUGUUUCACUACAUCAAUUCUUCUAUUGAUACGCAAAAUGCAAUUCUUCGAUGGACGCAACUAUAGAAUCAAUAAAAUUCUCCUGUCAUGCAUAGGCCAAUGGCCGUAUCAAACGAAAAGGAGUAGCAGUACUAUUAUUGUCAUUAUAGUAUCUUUAGCUGGUACGCAAUUUGUCGCCAAGAUAUGUGGUUUGUUCUCAAUUGAAGAUAUCGAUACAUUCAUCGAUUCUCUUUCACCAUUAGUAGUCGAUAUAGGAUGUGGAAUAAAAUUAAUCACUUGCAUAUUAAAAGCGGAGAAGAUCAGAGCACUUUUUGAUCAAAUACAGAGCGAUUGGCAGAUGCUAAUGAAAUCGACAUACAUCAAGAUUCUUAAUAAUUAUGCUCAAAAUGGGCGAACAUUUACGAUCAUAUAUGCAAGUUCUUUUUAUUCUGCAUUGGUAUUAUUUAUGUUAGUGCCGCUAUUACAACCAUUGUUGCUGCAUUCUCCUUCAAAUGAUACAACUCGACCAUUAUUACAUCAGGUCGAAUAUUACAUUGAUAUGGACAAAUAUUAUUUUCCGAUCUUGAUUCAUGGAUAUGUUACAGCUAUUGUUUGUGUAAGCAUAGCCAUCGCAGCAGACACUAUGUAUGUGAUCAUGAUACAGCAUGUUUGUGGAUUAUUUAAAAUUAUCGGGCAACAACUAGAAAAUAUAAUAAAGGAAGAUAGUCUAGAAAUAAAUCUUGAACCACCUAUAAAAGAUGAUAAACCAUAUAAAAACAUCAUAAAAAGCAUUCAUGCGCAUAAAAGCGCAUUAAGGUAUGCCAAUCUCCUGGAAGCUACAUUCAAUCAGAUGUUUCUUACACUAGCAGGUUUUAAUAUGCUUAUCAUGAGUAUGACAGGAGUUACGGCUGCGACAAACAUGGACAAGCCGGAAGAAUUUUUAAGACAGAUAACAUUUGCAUGCGCAUUAUUAGUGCAUCUAUUUUUUGAGAGUUUUCAAGCACAAAGUUUGAUCGAUCACAGCGCAUAUAUUCAUACUAAUUUAAUGAAUAUAGCAUGGUACCAAACCUCAUUUCGAACGAGGAAAAUCUUGACUUUUAUGAUAAUGAAGACGCGAGAACCUUGUGUAUUAACGGCAGGAAAGAUGUUUGUGAUAUCAAUGGAUACUUUCUCUACAAUCGUACGUACAUCGGUAUCGUAUUUUACGAUGUUGCGAUCAAUGCAAUAAUCAAUUUACUUUGUUGAAAAUAACUCGUAACUCUCUUUGCCGCCAUAUUUAUUUUUUAUUAUAAAUGCAGUCUUGUGCAGUCUUGUGUAUUUGUUAAUAGAUGAGAAAAUAAAAAAAUUUUAA